AGUCGAGCGGGGCGCGGUCGCCGUCACGGAGCGGAGUUGGCGCUUGUCAUCCGGCCGCCAUUAUCUCGUAUUUGAACGGAUUCGUAAAAUCAAUUAUAAUUCGCGCUGUCGUUACGUGUUUAUAGCGGAGGGUGCGGUAUAGAUUUGAGAAAUUUACUGAAGUGUGGCUGUUUCCUUUUCAAAAGUGCGUUAUCCAUACGUGGGAACAGUGAAAAGUGCUAACAGUUAGGUUACUGUGUUGGGUGCUAUCGUUGUGUAGGGUGGCUCCGGUUGGUCCGGAGCGGCAGGACGCGUGUGGAGCGCAUGCAGAGGGAGCGGUGAAAACGCGCCCGGCUGGGGAGUCGGCGCGGCCGGCAGCCAAGGCACUGGGACAACAGCCGCCAUGGGUUGCGCCCAGUCGGCGGAGGAGCGCGCGGCGAUCGCCCGUAGCCGUCAGAUCGAGAGGAACCUGAAAGAGGAUGGCAUUCAGGCUUCCAAAGAUAUCAAGUUAUUGCUACUAGGUGCUGGAGAGUCGGGCAAGAGUACUAUAGUUAAACAAAUGAAAAUUAUCCACGAAAGUGGGUUCACGAAUGAAGACUUCAAACAGUACCGGCCCGUGGUGUACAGCAACACAAUCCAGUCGCUGGUCGCCAUCUUGCGCGCCAUGCCCAACCUUGGCAUCACCUACGGCAAUAAGGAUCGAGAGAGCGACGGCAAGAUGGUAUUCGACGUGAUCCAGCGGAUGGAGGACACGGAGCCGUUCAGCGAGGAACUGCUGGCCGCGAUGAAGAGGCUUUGGGCGGACGCUGGCGUCCAGGAGUGCUUCGGCCGCUCCAACGAGUACCAGCUCAAUGAUUCAGCCAAAUAUUUCCUCGAUGACCUGGACCGGUUAGGAGCCAGAGAUUACCAGCCCACCGAACAAGAUAUUUUAAGAACAAGAGUCAAAACUACUGGCAUAGUCGAAGUGCACUUCUCCUUCAAAAACCUUAAUUUCAAAUUGUUCGACGUAGGCGGACAGCGGUCCGAAAGAAAGAAAUGGAUUCACUGUUUCGAGGAUGUGACCGCGAUCAUAUUCUGCGUGGCCAUGUCGGAGUACGACCAGGUGCUGCACGAAGACGAGACAACGAACCGCAUGCAGGAAAGUCUGAAGCUGUUCGACUCUAUCUGCAACAACAAGUGGUUCACCGACACCAGCAUCAUAUUGUUCCUCAACAAGAAGGAUCUCUUCGAGGAGAAGAUCCGCAAGUCACCGCUUACCAUCUGUUUUCCGGAGUACACGGGCGCGCAAGAAUACGGUGAAGCGGCCGCGUACAUCCAAGCGCAGUUCGAAGCUAAGAACAAGUCCACCACUAAAGAGAUAUACUGCCACAUGACGUGCGCCACAGACACCAACAACAUCCAGUUCGUGUUCGACGCCGUCACCGACGUCAUCAUCGCCAACAACCUGCGCGGCUGCGGACUCUACUAGACACGACACACUGGCGCGAGGGCUACUCAGCGAUCAGACACGGCCGUAUUGUUUCGCGAGAUGUUAUGUCAAGUAAUGUUGGAGUUGGGUUAUUCGUGACAGAUUAUGGUGUCAGAUGUUGUUAGAAAUGGUUUCAAUGAUGGCAUGUUUUGUCCCAUUUAACACUCUUAGUAUUGAUUUAUCUUCAGUGAUUUUGUUUGUCUGAAGAUUGAAACAGUAGUAUUUCAGUGAUGGCAUGUCUCUGGUGAGUCUGAUAGUGAUUUUGUCUGCUUGAAAGUGACCUAAAGUUUAUAUAUUAAAUUUUUAUAAUAAUUGUGUGGCUUAAAAUUUAUCAGCAAGAUGGGACGGGACAAUCGUUGAAUUCAUUUCUUUACAGUUUAUGGACGCAAUAAACUGCCAUUAUUAAUCUAAUUUGGUUCCGGACAUGGUAUAGUUAUGGUCACACAAACAAAAUUGUGGAUUUUAGCAUAAUCUAAAUAUAAAAGAAUCAAAAUCAGAAUAUUAAAAUUUGGCAGUUCUUCUGUCUACAUUGAUGGAAAUAUAUUUAUGGUCAAGUUUAAUGUGUGAACUGUGUAAAUACCAUGUCCCCAUUCGAGACUAGCCGCAGAUUUGCAGCUGUGCGAUCGCGAAGUAGUGCCGCCGCCCUGGUGACGUGACGCGCGCCAACUGCCGGCGCUUUACCUCUACCGACGCCGUCGACAUCACCCCUCUGAUUCAGCAUAUCAGUGACGCUGGAGUUGUGCAUACAUUUGGAGUUCGUCAAUCUAUAUAAUUAUCUAAAAAGUUAGCCAAGCGCCGUUUGAACCGCGAUAAUCGUUCAUAAUUGGCUUAAGCUAUAGUUGUACUAAUUGAACACCAGAAUACCACAUUAGUUUUGAAUAAGAUUAUGAUAGUAUAUUGAUACGCGAACACAAUGUAUCCGCGGCUUGCAGGGUGGCGCGCUUCGCAGCUCGUGUUAUUAUAUUUUUACGGAAAAUAAGCUUACUGAACAAUCUGGAAACGAUGCUCGCACAUCGUCUGUUAGCACCGAGAAGAUCUACCAAUAUUCUACUGAAUGCCGGAGUGGAGAGGCGUUUCAUUUUAAUAGAAUAUUAUUUCUUUUAAACGUGUAGAACUCGGGCAUUCCAGCUUAUUUGAAUUUAGAAACUUUCUGCUAUAAUUGUUAUUACGUUGGCAACACUUAGGUACUGUUUUCGAAACGUCUUUCCAUUCGGAAGUUUUCGGCAGUUUAUGGAGUUGCUUCUUGGUUGGCUCCGACCGACGCGCAGACGAUUAACUCCGAACUCCUUGUUAGCGUUUUGUUUUCCCUGUAAUAUAAACCGUUUCAAUUUGUUUGGCGUAUCGUCGCUGCGACCUCGAAUCGUUCUGAUAUCUAGUGUUCAAUUCAAAAUUUUGGUGCUAGACAUUGGAAUAGCGUUUUGUUUAACGUUCGGUGGUUAGUGUCGGCCGGCGGGCGGUCGGAGCGCAACAUUGAUUUGUACGCGUAAUGCUAGAUAGAAAUAAGCCCCAUUUCGCAUAAUGUCAGAUGCGUCAUGAAUUUCUAUGUUUGCUUUCUCUAUCUCUAAAGUACCUUUGUUAAGUAAAUCUGUAAUAAUAAAAAAAUAUCACACAAGUUGUAAAUAAGAUCAAGGUUUUCUAACUCAAGCGAUUUCUUAAAAUGUUUGGGGUAUCGUGGCAUUUCUCGUAUUGUACCUGACAUUUUCUACAUUUUAAUAUUAGAAUGCCUUGGUGUCGUGGCCGCUAUUUGCGCAUCUGGCAUUGCGUGUGCGAAUCGCAACAAUCUGCUUAUAUACUCACUCUCUUACGGACCAAUCACAGAAGGAACCAAUAUUUAGCACUGAAACACGGUAGUGAGACGCAUGAAUUCACAGGCCUACUUUAACGGAUACAAAAUGUCAUUCCAUUAUUAAGUAUUAAUCGCUUACGAUGAUAAAUUAUUUUUAUAAACUUUUGAAAGCACAGUAACCGCUCGCAUUAAGAUAGCAUUUAUUUUACAUACCUUGAAUGAUUUAAUCUAAGCGCUGUCAUCAUCUAAAUAAAAUCACUAUUUUAAUUUAAGCAUUUGUAUCGCACAAAUUAUUUACUCCUGUAAGCAUUGAUUAGUUAUGCCAUAUACAAUCUUAAAUAUUUUUUGUGUUCAUAUUUUUUCUAUAUCACUUUACAGUAACCUUAAGGUGUAGCCAUUUAAGAUCUAUUCUUAUAUCCAACUAUUAAAAUCAUGUUAGGUAUUUAUUUUAUCUAGCAUACUUGUAUUAAAGGUGGUAAAAUGUAAACUGUCAUGUUUAAUUUUAUAUUUAAGUGAGUAACCAAUAUUUACGGUCAUCAUUUUGUUUGGUGGUUUGGAGCAGUAAGGUGAGGAGGAGACGGAGACGAGCUAGUGACGUGUCAUGUAUAGCUAAGUUCUGUUCGCAUCGCGUGUAAGAUUUGUGAGUAUAUAAACUUGGUGAACACUCGCGAAUUGGCGUAAUCAACACUAUACAUAUAUACUAUAUAACAUAAUUUAUUAUUAAUAAUAAAAUAAAAAUCUUACUUUUAAGCAUUAGGACAGUAACUGUAUCAAUAAACAUUAAUUAAUAAUGCAAUUAGACAGUAACCUUUACUAUUGUCAUAGAUAGGUGAUUUAUUUUCAUUUUACGUUUAUGAGUAUGUAAAAAGUGAUUAAAUGAAAAUGUAACACCUACACUGUGAGCGAGCGGGCCAUUCGUCAGGGCGAGCGAUCGCGGCUGGAAACCAAAGAUUACAUUGACUCGGCGGCUAUUUGUUGAGGCAUCUGAGGUCUACGAGCCACGAACUCGUUGCUCUUCAAGGCUAUCCAGCCUCAAAUUAAGCCCUAUGAUCGGCAACGCACUAAACGUGCACCAAAGUUAGUGCCCUGGAUGUGUAGUGCCCCACAGUCGGUCAAGCAGCUUGCUCUAUGCCUCGCACGCUGGGGAUGGCCCGCGACCGAGCGACUCCGCUCGCUUGUUGCUAGGUAGGUUUUUUUACUGUUAUGUAACGAUAUGUGUACGUAAAACUAAUAAAAAUAAUAUUAGCGCAGUUCUACAUUCAACCCAAAACCUAAAUUUAAGUAAGCUUCACAUAACAUUAAAGUUUUUAAAGAGUGAAUGGUGGAUGUGAGUACAUAUUGUCUUCGCUGUCGGUAAGGCCUCAUUCGUAUGUUAGUCCGUGUUUGAGGAGGGAUCGCGGGCGGCCGGCGAUUUGUGUCUCAUCGCUUUCAAGCUGAAUCAACAGAACGUGCGUGAUGCUGUACUGUACGGCACUCUCUGAUUCAUGACAAUGGUAAAAAGUGAAAGAGGCCGUUCUGUUCCCCCGUGUCCGCAUUGAAAGUGUAGAACAGAAGUUGAAUAAGUUUAGGUUGAACCUACAUGUAAAAUUAUGUAUUGGAUGAUCGGUACGCUAUAUCAUCAGCUACAUAGCUGUUGUUCAAGGAUCUGGUUCAACUCAUGAUUUGAGACUUCGCAUUUCGAUGUGUUCCUCUGCCGCUAAACAUUAAACUAUGUAUGCUUUAAUAUUUCGAGUGAAUGUGAUGUAAAUUUUGUACACUGCCGCAUUGUUUAUUCGCUCGAAUCACAUUUAGUUUUUAAGAUUUGAGACGAUCCACACACACAACUCGUUUGUACGCAUAACGAACGCACAAAAUGGUUUUUCAGUCGGUCGGCAUGUCCGACCUGUACGCAACUUGUCUCCAAGCUCAAAGGACCUUCGGCCGAGCGUUCCGUCGCCUGUGCGCGACGGCUUCUUUUUUGAAGACUGAAUUGUUGCGGCUCAAAUUUUCUCGCGCUUUAUUAGAUUCACGACGGGAGGUUAUUGCAGAGAUUUUUAGGGAUGUAGUUAAUUGUAUAUGAUGUGGCGUGAUUAGAGGAUUGCCCGAAACAUCUAUAAAUUAGCGAAUGAGCAACGUUCAGUUGUGAUGCUAAUGCUAAAUAUGUUGUCGGUUCGAACUGUCAAGUUAAUUGGGUUGGUUUCUCUGGAGAUCAGGCCGUGUUUACUAUGGUGGCGUUCUACAAAUCCGUUGUGGGGGAAAGACCCCUUAUUGACAGGUCCUCCGUCAAAAAAUUGAUACCAUAUAAAAGGUCACACCUACAGAAAAGUUUUCAUGUAUUUUAAUAAACUUGCUAAGCCAUUGUAAUCAUACAAUUUGAUGUGAAUAAUGGAACUACUUCAUGUUUAAAAAGAGUAAAUUAAAAAAUAUGUGUUUAAUAAAGCAGAACUCUGGAGAUCAUCCUAUUAUGGUGACAUCGUAUUCUGCUAUAUUUAUGUAAUCAUUUAAUCGGAGUUCUACGCUUUCUAUAUCCUCAGCUAAUUUCGAGUUGUACAUCGUAUUAAGAUGAUUAGAUCGGUUACACGAGUAAGAUGUGUGAUUGAAUUAUUUUUUAAAACAAUAUCACUAUGCUUCAUUCAUAUUUGCCAAAGUUAAUACUAACCUCACUAUUUAUACUGUAUGUUCUUUGAUAACUAAAUUAUGUCUGAGAUUCUCAGUAAGGGCGAGGCGCAGCGUUCGCUUCGCCGGCGGCGCGGCUCCUAAGCCGUUUUAUAGUGGUAUUGGUACUGAUCAGAGUACAAUGUUGAAAAAUAUCUUAUUUAGAAUUGAUGACAUGUAAACAUUUAUUUCUAGCGUGUGCGUGAGAUCGCUCGGCGGACGACGUCGGUGUGGGCUUGAUCUUCCACGUGGAUGACACCAACUUAUCUGCUCUAGCCGAGACCAUGUCGCGCCGAGCGGUCUCGACUAUUGAACAAAUGUUUAAGAAAGUAAAAUUUUUAGUCACUAGUGGGUAAUUUUUGAAUGUGAUUCAAUCUUAUCUUUAUUUUUCUAUAUCGAGUGACAUCUUUGGAUUUUGUUUCUUUACGUUCCGACUUAUUAUUUUUUAAAGCAUUUACUGAAAGCGAUGUAUUUAACCAACGAUGUAAUUAAACAAUAUUUUCUCUUUUUGUAUCUCGUCUGCACUGGUAUUUUUUAUUGAAUUUACUAUAAAUGUACUUUUAAGUGUAUAAUUUUAAAUAAUUACUGAAAAUGAUUAUAUUCUAAUUUUUAUGUUCAAAUAA
This is a messenger RNA of Amyelois transitella, 6490 nucleotides long. It is a transcript of the gene Galphao, whose product is annotated as guanine nucleotide-binding protein G(o) subunit alpha. Gene Ontology annotation, biological process: adenylate cyclase-modulating G protein-coupled receptor signaling pathway. The transcript is spliced from 8 exons. NCBI's taxonomy places the organism in Eukaryota, Metazoa, Arthropoda, Insecta, Lepidoptera, Pyralidae. The record is from RefSeq and is a predicted model, not a curated record. Gene Ontology annotation, cellular component: heterotrimeric G-protein complex. The coding region runs from base 383 to 1447 and encodes 354 amino acids. Gene Ontology annotation, molecular function: G protein-coupled receptor binding; GTPase activity; G-protein beta/gamma-subunit complex binding.